UUAAUAUGAUAAGAAUACUCUCUGCCCAUUCACUGUAUAGGCCACGUCAUGGUGCUUAAUCAGGAUAAGAGCAUUAACCUCUUUAUGCUCAGCUCUCACUGCGGUCCCAGCAGCACCAUGGUGGUGGAAGAUGAGUCUCUACAGUUACAACCAGUGUUUUCAGUCUCUGACAGUGCUGUGUCUGAGGUGUUUGAAGGAGGAUGCCACUUAUCCUUCCUGUGCUGUUUAUUUCUGGCCUGUUUGUAUGUUGGGAGUCUGUAUGUAUGGCCGGCCAACUUACCCAGGGAUCACCCCAAAACGAUAAAGAAACGCUUCAUUAGUGUGCUUUUUGCAUCUGCUGUUUCACCACUGGUUGUGUGGGCGUGGAUGCAGGCUGAGAAAGUGAAGCCGAGCCCUCCUGUGUUGUCCCUGCUGGGGAUUCGUAUAGAGGGUGCAGUGCCUGCUGCUGUGCUGCCUCUGAUUCUUACCAUGGUGCUUUAUCUUGGACCUUUGACUCAGAUGGCCCUGGACAGCCCAAAGGGACUGGUACAUGAGAUUAAAUCAGGCUUGGGCAUGAAGAAUGUGACUGACUGUGUGAGGGGUUUGCAGUGGCUGAGAAACCAUGUUGUGGCACCUCUGACAGAAGAGUUGGUGUUUCGGGCUUGCAUGCUGCCGAUACUGGUGCCAUGUACUGGUCCCACAGCUGCUAUCUUCAUUGCUCCUCUCUUCUUCGGCGUAGCCCACUUCCACCAUGUCACUGAGCGGCUUCGCUUUGGGAGUGACAGCGUGUUUGACAUCCUGGUUUGUGCAGUCUUUCAGUUCAGCUACACCUCAGUGUUUGGAGCCUACACUGCCUUCAUUUUCAUCAGAACAGGUCAUCUGGUGGGGCCAGUGCUGUGCCACUCUUUCUGUAACUGGAUGGGUUUUCCUGCACUGGGCUCAGCCCUGCAGCAUCCACAAAGGCCAGCGCUCCUUCUCUCCUAUGAGCUCGGCCUUCUGCUCUUCGCCUUCCUUCUUUUCCCCCUCACUGACCCACUGUUUUAUGGCAUGACGCCCGUCUGUAGUUUAAUUCUGGAGCCUCGUUCAGUUUGCACCUGAAUCAUAUAGUAAUCAGUGUGUGUAUUCAAUUACUUUCAUUACUAUCAUUCCUUAUUUAUCAAUGGGCCCAUUCUUUUUUCCUGCAUUAGGACCUGAACUGCACUGACACAGUCUCUUUAUGGAGCAUUUUCCUGGCUUUUAACAGGGAAAUCUGAAGAUGAGAAGAGCUAGGAAAAUUUCUGGGAGCAGGAAAAAGGAGGAAUCUCUGGAGGAAUUAAAUAUUUAACUCAUACAGCCAACAGUUUAAGUUUAAGGAAUGCUAAAGAAACACAUUUUUCUCCAUACACGUUUAAACUAUGCCCACAGUUUUUAGAAUACUUGCAGAAUGAAAGACUUACAUUUAUUUAUUGUCCUUCAAGGAUAUGACUCUUUAAACCUCACAGACGUCUCAGAGUUUUCAGUGCUGUACCAUUUUCUGCCCCAUGGUGGUGCUGAAGCCCACUGUCAACUUUUAACAUUUUUCAGCCACAAUUUUCCAUCUGUCAGUUUUAUGACAUAUGGAGUGCAAAGUGUCUUAUUCUUUGUGUUGGUUUUAGCAGAACUGUGUAGGGUCUGCGCAGGAUCGCAUGCAAUAGUACAGUAGUCACUGGUCAGAUUGAUACCAGAUGUUAAUGUAUUUCACAGAAGUUCCACUUCAGGCCACUGAGGAGCCUACACACAGCUCUGGUUACCUGCAUUGGGAAUAUACUCUAGAUAGGUAGCUUUUUUCCUGUGUUUUUUUUCUGCAUUAAUGAUUUAUUUAAAUACCAAUACUGGACCACCCUAGACAUUGUAUAUGCAUUUGAUUUACCUUUGAUAUUAUCUUAAUUUAAUUUAAAGUGUUUUGUGUUUUUUUCUGGUUCUGUUGCAAGACAAAAAAAAUAUUCAAGAUUCAAGAUUUAAAGAGUUUUUUGUCUUGCACAGUAAGAAACAAGUUUCCUCGUGCAUUGUGUCAAGAUUUAAUAAUAAAUGGACCAAUAGAAAUGCUCAAAAAUGACUUAAAAAAUCCCAAUAUUUAACUAAAUUUGGAAUACAUAUAAUUAUAUAACAUAGUAUCUCUACUUUUUAGUUUACUACAUAAUUAAUCAUUUAAACACACAAAGUGCCCUAUUCUUGAUAAACAGACCAAUAGAAAUGCUAAAAAAUGACAUAAAAUAAACUGUAAUCUUAACAAAUGAACUUACUGUUUUGAAGAUACAUGUUUUUAAUUAGAUACAAAUAAUAUUCAUCUUUGGUCUGGAGCAUACAUGUGCAUUUCUUCCAAAAAAAGAUAUAAAAUCUUGUGUGUUAUUGCAUCCCUAUUGCCAACGCUGAGUUCAGAGAUGUUUCUGUAUAAGGUUAACAUUAGGCUUGAGAUUUGCACAAUAAAUUUUAAAUUGCCAAUUGAAAAAUUCAAUUUUUUUGAGUGGAAAAGAGAUCACAUUUUUAUCUUAGGCAUGUGCAUUUGUCCUUGACACAUUGGGCAUGUACAGUUGACCUUGAUAUUUCUGAUUCCUGAAAAAAAUUGGAGGUUCUCUGUCCAUCUUUGCUUCUCAUGUA
Messenger RNA from Astyanax mexicanus (Mexican tetra), 2595 nucleotides. Its product is annotated as CAAX prenyl protease 2. NCBI's taxonomy places the organism in Eukaryota, Metazoa, Chordata, Actinopteri, Characiformes, Acestrorhamphidae. The transcript has 8 exons. The record is from RefSeq and is a predicted model, not a curated record. Gene Ontology annotation, biological process: CAAX-box protein processing. Gene Ontology annotation, cellular component: endoplasmic reticulum membrane. Gene Ontology annotation, molecular function: metalloendopeptidase activity. Bases 49 to 1077 code for a protein of 342 amino acids.